Messenger RNA from Rotaria socialis, 750 nucleotides. NCBI's taxonomy places the organism in Eukaryota, Metazoa, Rotifera, Eurotatoria, Philodinida, Philodinidae. The record is from the annotation of a GenBank genome assembly.
AUGAAUCAAUCAAGAUCGUAUGGUGAGAGUCGAAGGCGAAGGCCGGUGAAUAAUAAAGUGCCAGCUGGUUGGCUUGAUUAUACUCCAUUGCAUACAUGGAUUGAAAAUACUCGUCUAGUUCCAUUCAAAUGUCCUUUACGAUGGUCAAUCUUACGCAAUCUAAAUCAACGAGAUCGAUUUUCUUUGAAUGAUUUAAUUGAACGUUUGGAUUAUCGAAAACGUGAACUUGGCUUAAUUAUUGAUUUAACUGAUACUCAUCGUUAUUAUGAUUAUCGAGAUGUAGAAGAUUUGGACAUUGAAUAUUGUAAAAUUCGAGUACCAGGGCAUCAAGAUGUGUCAGAUGAAAAUUGUCAAAAAUUUUUUCGUAUUGUUAAUAAAUUCUUACGCAAUAAUCGGCAGAAUGACAAACUGAUAGGUAUCCAUUGUACUCAUGGAGUUAAUCGAAGUGGCUAUUUUAUUGCCAGAUAUUUAAUUGAAAUUCUUGGUCUACAACCCGAUGAAGCUAUUGCUGCAUUCAAUCGAGCACGUGGACAUAAAAUUGAAAAAAAUAUUGAAGAUCUUCAAACAAGAAAAAAAAUCCAUGUCACUUUCUCAUCAUCAUCAUCAUCGUCGUCGUCGUCGUCGUCGUCAUCAGAUCGAGAAGUUGAUGAAUACUAUACUGCAAAAGAUCGUCCUUUACCAUAUACUAGGCCGUCGAUAGAUCCAACUUCAGAUGAAAUCUCGCCGACAAAAUCACAGAUAACUACAUAG